Hippocampus zosterae (dwarf seahorse) is the source of this 3962-nucleotide messenger RNA. RefSeq lists its product as uncharacterized. The transcript has 9 exons. The record is from RefSeq and is a predicted model, not a curated record. Bases 16 to 1062 code for a protein of 348 amino acids. Lineage: Eukaryota; Metazoa; Chordata; Actinopteri; Syngnathiformes; Syngnathidae.
GCUAAUGUUGUCCCGAUGAGUGGCAACCGACAGUGUGCGCACAUCAGACGCAGCAGUGACGCCCCGACAAGAGAAAAGCCUCGCCCAGUUUGUAUGUGUCCUUGUGAUUACAGUAAUUCGGCUUGUUCGGAGGGGAAAUCGACCAUCAAUACCCGGGACAUGUUGCUCGCAUUCCUUUUGCUUCAAUGCUUCCUCUGCGGGUCAUUUGCCGCACAGCAUGAAGUGUGCUAUGGUGGAACUUUUCACUUUCCCUAUGAUUAUUCACCACGUGGACUCAGUGGGAAGCUUUACUUCUCUCCGAAGAAUGGUGAAGGCAGGAGACUAGUGUUUGAAAAUGGCAAGGCAAUGGAUCCACGUUUCAAGGUUACCUUUGGAAGUCUUUCUCUGCAACACGUGACAGAAAAAGACAAUGGAUACUUCUCACCUUCAUCUAGCUAUUUUCUUGAUAGGAUCACAUUGAAAGUUUUAGAAUGUGCUGAUGCGGUGCAGCGGUAUUACCACAGCCAGUAUCGUGUCAAUAUUCCCAGUAAUGCAGAAAUCCUGGAAUUCUCCACGUUUGACAACUCCGACCUAGUAAUCCUGUGGAAUCGCACUCAGUCCAGUGGUGCAUCCAGGGGCCAGGUGAAGCAAAAUUACUGGGAAAUGUCAGACAUUACGCAAGCUGACAACGGCUACUACAAUUUCCGCAAAAAAGACUACACUUUGUUGACAAGGAAAAAACUUACAGUCACAGAGUACACAACUAACUAUCAGCCCAAGGAGGGCACACACUUCACCAUGCGAUUCCCUGUGAGCUUUAAACCGUGGGACAUCACCUUCAAACCGAGGACGGGCGAGUCGGAUCCUAUAAGAGUGAUGCGCUCUGGACGUUUGACCAAUGAUGACUAUUUUGAGGACCGAUUUGUCUUGGAGGGCCGGAACCUAGAAAUACUUUCUGUAAAAGUAGAAGAUUCUGGCAUCUAUGAGCUCCGGGACAACAAUGGGUACUUAGUGUUUGUGGGCAACGUGGCGGUAGAAGAAGGUGAGACGCAGUGCAUUUUACCAUUGAGAAAUAUAUCUUGAUUCGGUUACUAUGGCUUCUAACUCACUCGUCAUCUCUGCUUUCACAGUACAUACCCCUGCGUAUGUUUAUGUCAUCCUUUUUGCUGCCAUUGUUGCUGCCUUUGCUAUCUGCUGUUGCUGCAUAAAAAGAUGCUGUUGCAAAAAGAGUGCUCCCAAAACAAACACUCCUCAAACAAGUCAAGCAGCAGCAGCGGCACCUGCUGUCUAUUACCAUGGCACAAAUCAACCCACAGGACCAAGUUACUCAGCGGCACCACCCCCUGGAACUUACUCCUAUCAGCCUGUGAAUCCUGUUCUCUCAAGGGGACCUUCUUCUGCACCUGCACCCACCUCCGUCGGGCCACCUUGACUUAACAUGCUGUUUCACUGUCAGGCUUACAACAGUGUGGAUAUCCAUCCUGAUUCGAACCCGACACAGCAUGAGGCCGUUGUUUCCACUGGGCACAACGUGGCACCAGCUCCAUCCCUGGCAUUUGAUUGUUCCUCCUCGGACUCUGAUCCAAAGUUCAAGCUCAAAGGGCUGCGCUUUUUCUCCGACCUUCCACUCACCUCUGACUCCACUUUUUCCAGUGUUUACACCUCUGACAAACUCAACUUCUAAGGGGGUGCACAACUACAGCUACACUGCAGGUGCAAAUCACAAGGUGCAUGUUGGCUGUGAGACAAAGAAAACAUCAGCACCUGUGUGCGUUGUGGAGGGGUUGGAAAGGGGGGGUUCUAUCUUUCAAUAGAGAAACGUGCAGUGUCAUCAGUAUUGAUUUAUUUUGUGAUGCUUUUGCUGGCAUUUACAGUUUGUUUAAUGAACUUAUAGAGUUCAUCAUAUACAGUGGUGUUUAACUGAAAAAAAUAAUUGUGGCGUAGCAUGUGUGGCCAAAAGUAGAAAAAAUGGGCAAGUUAAUUUGACUCCAUUCGAUCUGGGUAAAAUAAUGCUGCCUUAAUUAAGUACAGUGUUUGUCUAGCACCGAUGUAGCUCAACGCAGUAUGGCAAACUUCGUUGUGUAGAGACAGCUACAUUUCUCGAAAGCUUGACAAUACGAUUAACGACCAAUUGCACAAAAUCGAUACAAUUCGAUACAAUCACUUAUAAUGUGCGUCUUUUAUGUUAUGUGUUGUGUUUAUUAUUUUACUUUAUGUUAACUGUUUUGUAAAGCGCUUUGUUACAGCUGCCACUGUUGUGAAAGCGCUAUAUAAAUCAGCAUGUAUUGUAUUGUCUUCAUGAAAUGUUUUGAGGUGCCUGAAAAUCUAGUAAUUGCUUGCGUUUUGGAUGCCAGGUGCGCCCUUGCACUCAGAAAUAACUACCAAUGAAAAAUUGUCGUAUGACAUCUCUGAUCGCCUUUUCCAUUUAUAACCACUUCAAACAAAAAGCCAUAUGCAGGAAUUGUUAUUACGAUUGUAUUGUCAAUGUUUUAUGUUAUGUGUUCUGUUGUUUUAUGCUAAAUGUUCUCUAAAGAGCUUUGUUACAACUGCAGCUGUUGUUAUAUAAGUAAAGAUGUAGUGUAUUGUAUAUGCCAGCCGCGCAUACUAGGCCAGGGAAAAUUCAGGGCUCGACAUGCGCACCAUUACUCCAAAGCAUGAUAUUGUCACUUAGACAUUCUGUUUACAAUUAACUGACUGCUCUGUAUUCAGUGAAAAGGAUAGAUAAUCAGCCCGUUAGCGCAAUCACCAUUGAACAUGUGCAAAUAAUCCUGAUUUAUAUAGCAUUGCCUCUCUCAGCCACUAGGGGGCUUCCAGUUCAUUCAUCCUUCCUGUUUAACAAAAAUAUGCAUGUUUUCCGAAUGUGAAAAAAAGGGGAAAAAACGAGUCCCUGGAACAAACCGCCAAGCAGGCACGGGAGGUGGGAAUGUUCAAAUUAACCACAGGAAAGUCAGAACUCAGAUUCGAACCCAAAACCUCUCGGCUGCGAGGCGGGUGUCCUUCCCACGAGAGUCACUGUGCUGGCGCUUUGUGUUCAUACAGUAAAAUGUCGAUUGUAUUCGCUACGUAAUACCACAUCGCUUGUUGCUCGAAUGUAUAACGUUCAUGUUCAAGCUAAUUGUUCUUAUGUCUCAGGUCACAUUUGCUGAGCUCAUUUUAGAAAGUGGAGCUCAUAUUGACCUCAGCACUCGGGGGACAUGCUGCACUCAGAGGUACAAAACAUUUCUAAUCGGUGUACUCUGGUUUCUGUGUGCCUUUGGCAUAAAUUAAUACUAUAUCAACUAUAUAUAUCUAGAUUUUCCCUUUGGGAAAAAAAACGAUGCUGUUACUGAUACUUUCACAUGUAUAACAACUUUGGAAACCUAUUUUUUAAAACUUAUUUUGUCAUUGUAGAACAAAUGCAAAAUGUGUAUUUUAAGAUAGUUUGAACUUUGCAAUGUUUUGAAAAAGCGAAAUCCAGACGCAUAGGACCGAUGCCGAUUAACCAAAUCAACAAUACUUGUGCCUGAUUUUACAACAAACUAUUUGAUAUUGAUUUUGUCUCAUUCAGAAUCACUUUAUGAGCCACAGAGCCUUUUAAAAGCCAUCUUGAGUUGGUAAGCAAAAAACGCUGAUUUAAGGCCUUGUGUGAAAAGCAAACACAUGACCCUAAGUUUAGGGUGAACAUACUACCUCAUGUUUAGAAACAGUUAAAAAAAAAUGUUUUUAAGUUUUUUUCCCCCUUUGUAAUUAAUCAGAACCAAAACUCAGACCAAGCUGCCUCAUAACUAAUAAAUGUCGCAGACACACCCAUUCAUGUUGCAUGUGCAGCCUUUUGUGUCAUUAAAUUCUGCUUUUUGCUCUUAUACCGUUUGAUGCAAUUGUCUGUUGACGCACUUAAGAUAUCUAGCUUGUGCCCUGUUAUUUGCUGGAAAUUGUUUGAUAAAAACAUGUUUCACAGCAAAACGUGUAUCUAACAAGAUGUGCAUUAAAGCUACUAACUCAUG